Messenger RNA from Eupeodes corollae, 8607 nucleotides. RefSeq names its product roundabout homolog 2 (gene robo1). Gene Ontology annotation, biological process: axon guidance; cell-cell adhesion. The record is from RefSeq and is a predicted model, not a curated record. Lineage: Eukaryota; Metazoa; Arthropoda; Insecta; Diptera; Syrphidae. The transcript has 24 exons. Gene Ontology annotation, molecular function: protein binding. Bases 2074 to 6462 code for a protein of 1462 amino acids. Gene Ontology annotation, cellular component: plasma membrane; axon.
UGUCGGGUCUGUGUCGCUACGAGAGCGAAUCGCGUGCAAAGGAACAAUAUCUCACAAGGAAUAUAGAAUAAAGAUAGAUACACAGAAAGUAUCUAUCUACAGAGGUAUCGUUGUGUACCUAUAGCUGAAUAGACAUGCCUCUAUCACGGGAUACUAAAUUAAAUUGGUUCCUUCUAUUGAAUUAAAGGAAUACCUGCCUACCAACGAGAAAACAAAAAUAAACGUUAUUAGAAUAAUUUAAUAUCCCCUCAAAAAACAAAACGGUGAACUCCAUCCAAUUCCCCAUCAUCUGCUUUUACCCAUAACUGUUAAUAAAUCGUUUAUUUUCGAACUGGGUUCAUUCUUGUUUUUGGCGUCUUCUCAAAUGUGAAUAUCUUAUCGAAAACACAAUCGAAUUAUAUAUUGUCCUUGCUGAAGUGAUAAAUUAACGGAAAUUUAUUUUGUUAACUCUUCUUAACUAAAAAGCUAUCGGUUGAAGAUUAAAAUAAAAGAAGAAAAGAAUUCAAAGUGAAAUUGAUUUCAGAAUUUAAAUAUAAGAGCAAAAUAAUAUGAAGUGAAAAAUGUGAAAUUUUAAAAGCAAAUCGAUGUCCUGAUGCGAUAAGAAAAGUGCUAAAAAAAAUGUAGAUAUAUUUUUCUUAAAAUAUUGUGAAUGGCAAUUUAUGUAUGUAUGUACGUAAAUUUUGUGAAUUGUGGAAACAAAAAUAAAAAUUAAAUCUGUGAAUAUCUAAAAUAAUUAAACCUUGCUACAACGAUCGUUCGGUUGGUUUUGUAAAAAUAUUGAAUUGAAAAAUAUAUACAGUGAUAUCUUUUAUUCAUCAUCUUCAUCAUCAAUAUCAAUUUAUCACAGCAGAUGCAAAUUGUAACGGAUUAAUUGGAGUAUACUAAAAGCUGUAAUAUAUAAAAAACUGAAAGAGAGGAUUUUUCUUUCUUAAAAGACAAUAUUUUGUAUCUACAAGGACAUCGAACACAGGCUACAAGGACAAUUUGGAUUUGCCCCAAGAAUAUAAGUAGAAACUCCCACACCAGCCAUAAAGUUAAAAGAAAAGUAGCACUUCCGAAACGGAGAGAGUGCCUUUUAAACGAAAGUCACACAGGACGUGCUUGAGACGUUCAAAAAUAUACAACACUGUGUACAGUAAAAGGAUACUCAUAACGAUAUACGUAAAAGAAAAAUAUUGGAAACGAAAACUGAUCCUUCCCAAUUGAAUUUUCUCUCACUCUCUUUGAGCUGCUGCCUCCCCCGCCCCCAACGGACCAUAAAGUUGAAAAUAUUUGGUUUUGGACUUUUGUAAAAGAAAAAAGAGAAAAAACAUCACAUCCUGUGGCGUUGUUGGAGAAUCUUCCGCUGGCGUGUAUUUAUCCUCUCCGUGGCGCGAUAUAAUAGCAAAAGGACAUGAUAAAUUGAGAGUCUCAUAAAAAUUUCAUCUAGGAAUUUAUGUAAUGUGUUGUUGGUUACAAGACGAAGUCCAAAUACACAACAACAAAAAAUAUCCUUUUUGACUGGUUCUUUUCGGUCUCUUGGUCUUGGUCUUGACAUCGUCUACUACGGUAUAGCUGCCGUCGCGUGUGAGUCCUUUUAUCCAAGGCUAUAACACUUCACUGAGUGUGUGUGUGUCUUACUUUUAUAUCCAACCAUCAUGGUCGUUGUAUGUCCUUUUAAAAUAUUCAGCAAAAUUUCCGUCUGAAGUUGAGAAAUUGCAAAAAGGAUAUCUUUCGGGAAUUGCACUAUACCGCGUCAAGUGCACCUCGUAUUCUCUGUCACGGUCAACUCGGAUGAAAGUAUAACCUAAAUAAUUGAACAGCUCUAUAUAUCCACACACCACACCGGGGAAUACUCAUCUUCAGACCAGACUGUGUCUGUGGCUUUGGUGGAUAAAAGAAGAUGCCAUUAGCCGUUGUUGCUUUGGCUGGAAUCAGCGGUCAUUCGGUUCGUAGUUGAAUCGUCUUGUUUUCUUCUUCUUCUUCCACGUUUUAUUUUUAUUUUCGUUGUCGCCGUGUGUGUGUUUGACUAUAUUCGUCCUUUUUGUGAAUGGAUGGAUGUAGGUUUGGUUUUGAAGACGAAUAGAGUUUAAAAUGCGGAAAAAUUCGAAUGUUAAGUGUUGUGCGAUAAACGAUUUGGAAAUGUCUCAAUAUCGGUUCGAUUUAACGAGGAUACACGUCCGUCGGUCGAAACGAUAUCCUGCGCUUGAAUUAAGCCAAAUUUUAUUGGUUUGCUGGAUAUACUGCUGCUUGACUGUUACUGUAAAUGCUCAAUACCGUUCACCACGUAUAACCGAACAUCCAAGUGAUUUAGUAGUGAAAAAAAGUGAUCCGGCCACACUGAAUUGCAAAGUUGAGGGCAAACCCGAACCGACAAUCGAAUGGUUUAAGGAUGGCGAACCUGUGAAGACGAACGAAAAAAAGUCACACCGUGUCCUUCUGGAGAAUGGAGCCUUAUUCUUUUAUAGAACGGUACACAGUAAAAAAGAACAAGAUGGCGGUGUCUAUUGGUGUGUAGCGAAGAAUCUUGUUGGCAAAGCCGUAAGCCGUAAUGCUACAUUGCAAAUAGCAGUUUUGCGUGAUGACUUUCGAGUGCAGCCAAAGGAUACGCGGGUUGCUAAAGGUGAGACGGCCCUCUUGGAAUGUGGACCACCAAAAGGACUUCCAGAGCCCUCACUCAUCUGGAUGAAGGAUGGAGUGCCACUGGAUGACUUGAGGGGCAAGUCUUACGGAACCACAUCACGUAUUCGCAUAGUCGAUGGUGGCAAUUUAUUGAUAAGCAAUGUCGAACCAAUUGACGAGGGCAACUAUAAGUGUAUAGCUCAGAAUCUAGUUGGAACCAAGGAGUCAAACUAUGCCAAAUUAAUUGUACAGGUCAAACCAUACUUCAAAAAAGAACCCCAGGAUAGCACAAUGCUAUCUGGACAAACAGUUCGUUUUCAAUGUCUUGUUGGAGGUGAUCCACAACCAAAGAUUCUUUGGAAAAAAGAUGACGGCAACAUCCCCACAGCAAGAGCCCGUAUCCUGCAGGAGGACCUUAGUCUAGAAAUAACAAAUUUAACAAUUGGCGACGAGGGUAUUUACAUCUGUGAAGCACAAAAUAGCGUCGGACAAAUCAGUGCACGAGCCGAACUCAUUGUUCAUGCUGCACCAAAGUUCGUGUUAAAACCACAGGACAAGAAAAUCGGUUUGAAUGGUGUGGCACGUUUUCAGUGUGUCGCCGAUGGUAAUCCACCGCCAUCCGUUUUCUGGACAAAGGAAGGCUCAUCCAUGCUAAUGUUCCCAAACAAUUCCUAUGGCCACUUGCAUGUCUCCAAUGAGGGUACAUUGCAAAUAAAUGGCGUACAAAAGGACGAUGCCGGCUAUUAUGUGUGCUCGGCAUUUAGUGUUGUCGAUUCCACGACAAUUCGUGCGUUCUUACAGGUGACGUCCGUAGAUGAUACUCCACCGCCCAUUAUUCAAAUAGGCCCGUCCAACCAAACACUGCCCAAGGGUAGUGUUGCUAUGUUGCCAUGCCGAGCGACAGGAACUCCAAUGCCACGAGUCAAGUGGUACAAAGAUGGUGUACCAUUACAGAGUGGACAUCGUUUCAUGAUUGUCCAGGGUGGAUCGCUAAGGAUUGAUGACCUCCAACAAACAGAUACAGGCUUGUAUACAUGUACCGCUUCGUCCGAGAGUGGGGAGACAUCGUGGUCGGCUACUUUAACGGUUGAAAAAAUCAGUUCAUCAGUUCUGCAUCGAUCUCCAGAUCCAAGUACAUAUCCAGCACCGCCUGGUACACCAAAAGUGCUUAACGUUACGCAAAAGAGCAUUACACUGCGUUGGACACGAAGUCAAGAGAAGCCUGGAGCUACCAGUCCUAUAAUCGGCUAUACUGUGGAGUAUUUUAGUUCGGAUCUUCAAACAGGCUGGGUUGUGGCCGCCCAUCGUAUUCCUGAUCAAACAAUAACGAUAUCAGGAUUGAAGCCGGGCACCUCGUAUGUGUUUCUAGUUCGUGCUGAAAAUUCACACGGUCUAUCGGUGCCAUCUGGGCUGUCGAAUGUGGCAAAAACUUUAGGCACAGAUUCGGGUGUGGUGCCACCAGGAGAAUUGUCAGCUGCUAGAGAUGUUUUAAGUGGAAAGGUGGUAGAGCUCAUCGAUGCGGCUGCGAUUAAUUCAACGGCGGUCCGCCUUGACUGGGUAAUGCACGUCAGUGUGACGGAAAAAUACGUUGAGGGUCUGUAUGUACGAUUUCGUGACAUUAGUGGCAGUUCGCAGAAAUACAACAUCAUGACAGUGCUGAAUCCGUCGAUUGAAUCGCAUGUUGUUGGCAAUUUAAAGAAGUACACCAAGUAUGAGUUUUUCCUAGCUCCGUUCUAUCAAAGUCUAGAGGGCCAACCGAGUAAUUCAAAACUAGUCCAGACAUACGAGGAUGUACCAUCCGCUCCACCGGAUUCCGUCCUUACCGGGAUGUUGAACCUAACAGCUGGCUGGGUCCGUUGGUCACCGCCACCACCGCAACAUCACAACGGCAUUUUACUCGGCUACAAAAUUCAGGUAACGGCAGGAAAUACAGCCAAAGUGCUAGCCAAUAUGACACUGAACGCCACCACUACAUCAGUCAUGUUGAACAGCCUCACAACUGGUGCCACUUACAACGUCCGCGUGGUCGCAUACACAAAAGCCGGAGAAGGACCGUAUUCUCAGCCAAAAUCCUUGGUGAUGGACCCGGCCCAUCUAAUCUCGCCACCACGUGCACAUCCAAGCGGCUCAAUGAACGGCAUCACUGGUCCCAGUGGCGGUGGCAUUGGUGGUGGCUUAGACGGCCAUGGCAUGGAUCCACUUGACGAUAUAGCCGCCACCACCCACCGGAAGUCGACGAAUGUCGUCCACGAGACCUGGUUCAUGGCACUUGUGAUCACAAUGCUGGUAGCCAUACUCAUCUCGGCGGCAGCUGCAAUGCUCUUCUUCAAGCGCCGUCAUCAGUUGACAAAGGAAUUGGGCCACUUGAGUGUUGUUAGUGCCAACGAAAUCACUGCCCUGAAUAUCAAUGGCAAGGACAGCUUGUGGAUUGAUAGGGGUUGGCGCAGUGCCGACACCGAUAAGGAUUCCGGUUUGAGUGAAACCAAAUUGCUAUCGAAUCCGAACAGCCAGUCGAACUAUACGUCGGACGGUGGAACGGACUAUGCUGAAGUGGAUACGCGUAACAUGAGUACAUUCUACAAUUGUCGCAAGAGUCCUGAGAAUCCAACACCGUAUGCGACAACAAUGAUCAUUGGGACAUCGUCGACGGAGACAUGUUUAAAGACGUCAUCAUCGAGCAAUGACCAGGAUUCGGGAACACAUAGUCCGCAUUCGGAUGCGGCUCCACCACAAUGUUAUGCGGCACAAAACAAGCAUAACUAUCAUCAGUAUCCACCAGAAUUUACCCUCCCACCACCGGAUCAUCCACCACCAGUACCACAAAACAUUUGCUAUCAACCUGGUAGUCCACAAUCGAGUAGGAAGAGUUCAAAAUCCGGUGGAUCUGGAAUGUCCACACAUCAAAGUGCUCUAAAUUCAUCAAUUCACAGUAGUUCCUCGGGAGGAUUCUCUACAUGGGGCGUAGCGCCACAAAAUCAACAUUGUGGACCUGGUGCUAGUAGUGCAGGAGUUAAUCGCCAAGAGAACUACUACAACAAUCCUCUGCCCUGUGUUGGAGUUGUUGGUCAUCCAGGUGGCCAGAGCCGUUAUCAGAUUACACCCACGGGACAACAUCCCCCACCUUUGCCGCCAUACUAUCCACCAUCAGGGCAAGGGCCCGCUGCCAUGCCCACUAGAAAUAUACAUAUCCAUUAUCCACCACCGCGACAUGCUGUCUCAGACUAUCAACCAACGGGGACACAAAAUUCAAGGUGUUCGAAUGGAAGAUCCUGCAACAGCUGUGAUGCCCUAUCCUCUCCAGGACAGCCACUUCCGCCACCAUCCUCAACCGAAUGGUAUCAACCUCUGCACAACAACAAUUCAAAUCCCCACCAGCCUCCCAUCUAUACAUGUUCCUCAGAGUGUUCUGAUCAUUCAACCCGGAACGACCGACACUCCCAUCACAAUGGUCACCAUUUGAUGCACUCAUCGCACCACUCCCAACAUCAACCCAUGACUCACAGCCACACCAGCCAUCACAGUCAUCACUCGUCGUCGAAUCAUCGAGAUCAUCAAAAUGACACAAUGCGCUCCGACAGCAGCCAGGAAAACAAUCCCGGCAAAGUCUACAUGAUGAACCGUUGUCAAGCUGCAUUCCCCGAAAAUGAGGAAUCAGAACGUGAUCGAAUGUUAAAACAAUGUUCAUACGAUACAACGGAUGUAGAGCAUCGAAACUGCAGUGAUUGCUGCAGUAGUUCCAGAGAGGGCGACACCUGUUCGUGCAGUGAGGGUUCCUGUCUAUAUGCCGAGGCUGGUGAACCCGGACCUCCGCCGCCAACAUCCCAACAACAGCAACAGCAGCAACUAGCUAUGGCAAAGUAGAGUGGUCCUUCAACAAUAAGCAUGAAACUGCCUCCUCGUCCCCCAAACUCCCCCCAAAAUGAGACUUAAUCGUGUAUAGGGUAAGCAUUUCUAUAUAAUGUAGACAUAAGAAAAGGAAACGAUAACGAUAACGAUAACAAAAAGAGAAAGAGAAAACUAAAUAUAACACAAAACACAAUCAGAGAGUAAUAAUUUCUUCAUUUCCGCUUUUAAAAUGAUAAAUAACCGCUAUUCAACUGUACAAUGGGCUGCUUUUGGGCACACACAAUCACUGGUGAUGAUUGUCCUGGAUUCUUAUGGAAAUAUACUUUGGCGAAUAUGAAAUAAUAAAACUUAAGUCAUCCCCUUCCACUCCCCUUCAACCUAACUGACUUUUGGAUUUAAAUAAUUUAUUUGGCGCAAAACCCUUUUAUCCUUUAGCGGUAGCGGUAGCGUUAUGGUGCUCCAUUGUUUUCCACUAUUAAGUGAAUUCAAAAUGAGUUGUUCGUUAUUUUUUCAUACCAUCACCAUGGUCGACUGAGGACGAUAAACAUGGAUGACGAGGACGAACGAGGACGAUGCCAUUUGUGGCACGCUGCCGCCCGACAACAAAUUCCAAAAAUUCGCGUGACAAAUUCACAUUUUGUUGAUGAUGGCAACUCGAAACCUUACCUUUAUAGCCUUUCCCAAUUUCAUAGCAAAUAUUAUCUUGAAAGUUUUAGUAGCUUUGUAAACAAUUUUUUAACUUGAUAAUAUUUGAGGAUAAGCGAGUUUUUUGUUAGUCGUUUAUAUUUUAUGAAUAGAACCGACCGCCGACAGGAGUGGGCUUUUGUUUUCAUACAAAAUAUAGUGUUUUCAAAAAGAGGAUAAACGAGUUGAUUGUUUUGGUUGUCAAAACUAACACACCAGACCACAACCAACAACAGGUGAAGGAAGGGUUUUUAUUUUUAUUUUAUUAAAGGCAGAGGUACCUUUCUAAAAGAAUUUUUAUACCUUUCAUGCGAUAAGAGCAAUUUUUAGAAGAAUGGAAAGGAUAUUGGUACAACAACAACAACAAAAAAAAAAACAUUUAAUGUAAUCAUAAAUUAGGUCCUUGUAAAUUAUUAAGUGGAAGCAAAAUGGUUUUAUUUUUUUUAAGUAAAGGUAUUACAAGUAUUAUAAUAUAAGUAGGUACAAGUCCUUUCUUAUAUAAGAAAUAGGUAAUACAACAAACUUUUGGACAUGUCUUUAGGCUGUCAUGGGUUGUUAGAAUAAAUUUAUGAGUAGGGACAUUUUUUGAGGGUAGGUGCCUAUGCCUUUCUAUACUUUAUGGAAAAGCAGCUGGCAACCAAAAUGCUAUGUUGCUGUAGAUUUAAUAUUUAUGGGAGUAUUUUGGUUGGAGUUGUAGCUUCUUUGGUAUUUUAUAAAAUUGUUGUUUGAAAGCUUCUAAAUGCACUGUCUAUCUCUGAAUUAUAAAGCUGAAUGUAUAACGUUAGCAAGAAUAAUUCGUUCGACUUAUGUGGAAAAUAGUGAAGGAAAGGUUGCAUCAAUAAUGUAAAAGCUUUAACAAAGUAAAUGGAUAUAUUCAGUCUUUUCAAAUUCGAUUUCAAUGACAGUUUACAAAAAAAGAGUGUAUGAACCAUUGGGAAAAAUUAUGUGAGCUUAAACCAGACACUCGUUUAACGUCCUUAAAUUUUUGAAGAACCUCUUUAGAAUGAUCGCGAAUUUGGAGCCAAAUAUCUCGGAACCAUAAGAGAUACAAGACAAAAAUUUCGAUUUAAGCUUUAAACACGUUUUAAAGUAUAGAGUUAAGGGUCAUUCAUUUGGCCAGUUUAAUUUCUAACGUUUCUGACACUUUCUUCAGUCAGAUUGACAAAGCGGAAGAGUGAAAUGAGAAUAAAAUCAGAUUAGUUUUGCAUUUCUUUUCUUCCUUUUUAGAAUUGUGGGAAAGGGAAUUCUUGAGAGAUCGGAGUGUAAAAAUUCUAUUCUCAGAGUUUUGACAGAAAAAACGAAAAAUUCUGGAUUUUGAGAAUACAGAAAUCUCUGAGAUUUUAGAAAAAUAAACCUGGCAAUUUCGUGGUUACAAAUUGACUGCACUGUCAUUUGACACAUGCCAAACUCAACUGUCAUUUUAGUUAUCAUGACAUUUGUUGAAUUAGCAUGUUAAACGAACGGAACCCGACAGUG